UAGCAUAGUCCUAUACGGCUGUUGGAUUUGUUGAGCUGCAUCUGAAACUGACAGACAUGGAGUUGGUGUACUUUGACUGGCUGGACUAUUUGGUCUUCGGAACGAUGCUGCUACUCUCGGCACUGAUCGGUGUCUAUUUCGCGUUCUUCGCAAGCAAGAAGCAGAAUACUACAUCCGAGUAUUUGAUGGGAGGCAAGACAAUGGGAAUGUUACCAAUAUCUAUGUCAUUAAUUGCAAGUUACAUAUCCGGUAUUUCACUGCUUGGAUUACCAUCGGAGAUGUACACAUAUGGGACACAGUUGUGGGCGAUAGUUCUGUCGGAAUGGGUUGUUUCUGUCACUAUUGCUCUCGUCUAUCUACCAGUGUUCUAUAACUUGCAAAUAACAUCAACCUAUGAGUACUUGAGGCUUCGCUUCAACCAAAACGUUAGACUUCUUGGAUCAUUGAUAUUUAUUCUGAAAAUGAUGCUUUACAUUCCCAUUGUAAUAUAUGUACCUGCGCUAGCAUUUAGUCAAGUAACGGGAAUCAAUUUACACUUAAUAACACCGAUAGUAUGCAUAGUCUGCAUAUUUUAUACAACAUUGGGUGGUAUCAAAGCUGUGGUAUGGACAGAUACAUUACAAACUAUACUGAUGUAUUUUGGAGUUAUUUUCGUCCUGGUUUACGGAACAUGGAGGUUAGGAGGAUUUAGUGAAGUUAUGAGGAUUAGCAAAGAAGGCGACCGCUUAGACUUUUUCAAUAUGGAUCCUGAUCCGACAAUUCGUCACACGUUUUGGACUACCGUUGUAGGUAAUUACUUUAGCUGGCUAGCAUCUUGCUCAGUGAACCAGGCGAUGGUACAAAGGUGUCUCGCGCUGUCAUCUCUAAGGAGAGCAAGAAUAACAAUAUUUAUCAUGGCUGCAGGGAUCUACAUAAUAGUGUCACUAUGUUGCUACACGGGUCUUGUUAUAUACGCAACAUUUGCGACAUGUGAUCCACUCACUACCGGAGCUAUCAAGAAAAGUGACCAGUUACUUCCAUACUUUGUGAUGUCAAUCACAGGAUCUAUACCAGCUUUACCUGGCAUAUUCAUGAGUGGUGUGUUUAGUGCUGCAUUGAGUACAAUGUCCACGGGUCUCAAUUCAAUGUGCGGUGUUAUAUUUGAAGAUUUGAUAAGACCAGCGUAUAGGAAGCCGAUAUCAGAGAAAACAGCCAGCCUUAUAAUGAAGCUAAUAGUUGUUGUUAUUGGUGCAGCAUGCGUUACGUUAGUAUUCCUGGUGGAACAUAUGGGUGCCUUGAUACAAGCCGGUAAGAGUCUGGCUGGAAUCACUGCUGGCAGUCUUCUGGGUCUCUUUACUAUGGGAUUGUUUUUACCUUGGGUCAACGCGACGGGUGCUUUGGCCGGUGGAUUGUCUUCAACUCUCCUAGUUGGAUGGAUAUCAUUGGGGACCCAAACUGCUAUGCUUCGUGGUGAAAUCCUGAUUGUACCAAAACCAGUCAGUGUUGAUGGAUGUACAGGAAACUUUUCAUUACCUACGCCUCCUCUAGAGACAUCAACCGUUGAGUUCGAUAGAUCGGGUACAUUUUUCUUAUACAGAAUAAGUUACCUAUAUUAUACACUUAUUGGUAUGCUUGUGUGUGUUUUCACUGGUGUAAUUGUAUCUUACUUUACACAACCAAAUGAUCCGGCUAUGGUACACCGAGAUCUGCUUACUCCAGUGAUACACCGCUGGCUUCCACCACAAAGUCCCUCAUGUAGAAGACCAAGACUCACUCAACAUGACAUUGAGCAACAUGCACGUGAAAUGGAUCAAAUGUGCACUCAAGCUGCAUUAAUGCUCUAUGAACGGUUUGCUGCUAUGGACAUGCAUGAUAUCCAGUACCAUGAAGAUCUGACACCCGUCCUCGAUAGAAAAAAUAAAAAGGCACACUGUUCAACCAUCAAAACAAAACAACUAGAAGAAUCCUAAGUUAAUUAUUAAUGUAUGUUGUAAAUGUUAUAAAUGUUGUAAAUAAUAGUAAUUGUAGUAAUAAUAA
Molecule: messenger RNA, 2016 nt
Organism: Leptidea sinapis
Lineage: Eukaryota; Metazoa; Arthropoda; Insecta; Lepidoptera; Pieridae
Product: sodium-coupled monocarboxylate transporter 1-like
Exons: 13
Coding region: 57-1949 (630 amino acids)
Biological process (GO): sodium ion transport; transmembrane transport
Cellular component (GO): membrane
Molecular function (GO): symporter activity
Source: RefSeq, a predicted model, not a curated record